AUGUCAACCGAAGAUGCUCCUUGGAUCCUCGCCCUCGAUGGAGUCGAAUGCCGCAUCUGCGGACAUUCGAUAAAGCUCCAGUAUGCCGCAGAAGACCCCAAAGGACCAGGAGCAUGGCGAGGAUACUCCCAAGAUUUACAGUUAGCAUCUCAACAGCCCGUACCGCAGGCCCUUGUACCUGCUGAGCUAUGCUCCUCGACCUUCCAUAGCGAAACUCGAACCAUGCACGCAGCGUGUUGGAAGAUAAUCGAGGGCAUCUGGAAAUCCGAGUUCACAAUGGCUGAAUUGGACGGUUUUCUCGAUGUUUCAUCGGAUCUCGCACCUUUCCUGCCUGAAAUGCCCUACAAAGUGUCCCCGAUCGAGAUCGACGCGGGCCUUACAUGGGAAGGAUCAGGACAAACAUCUCAUCGAAAUGGCAUCACGAUUUCCGCUUCUGAGGGGUUUUUAACCACCUUGGAAACUGAGGGAUUAGAAAAGCCUUUGCUCCCCGAUAUGAGGUAUCAUGCUCUCCCGCCGGACUUGGACCGCCAUGUUCGCCGAUGGCUCUCGGACUCUGAAGCCGAGGACGUUGAAUCCCUGCGGAAUCCCACUUUGGGUUAUUGGUCAUCGGUCGCAAGGAUGUUAGAGAACCAUCCUCAAUUCUCGAACGUACCUCCUGCAGAGGUCGCAGAGGAUAUUACCCAAACUCUGAAACAUCUCUAUGACAGAGGGCUCGGUUGUUUUCCUCAUCUGGCCAACUACGAUGCGGUGCAUGCCAACGCGAUGACGAUCCUUCUAACGCUACUAAAGCUCCCACUUGAAGAUAUCCAGGGGGCGCCCGAUCUGAAAGGGAAGAGAGCGAGGCUGCAGUUGUCAAGAAGUAUACAGUUGCCACCCGCCCUAGACACGCCUGCAAAGCUGAAAUUGCAGUUAUCGACCCUCCGUCGACAGAAUUAUGCGGAGGGAAGCCCCAAUCGGAGUAACUUACGUGUAGGUAUGAAAUAUCUGCAUGACAUCUGGUUCGGCCCACCAGAUGCAGAUAUCGCAGCAGAGCCUGGCGACGUGGUCGUGGAGGUUCCUUCUUUCGCGGGUCUGCGCUUCGUCAGGGAUCACCUAGGGGUCUUCGCCGUGUUGGCCAAGCAGGGCGAAAUGUGGCAUUCGUGCUGGCAGCAGGAUCCGACGGUCAGGUGGCAGGAAGGAAUGCCGGGGACUGAAAGCACGACGGUAGUUGAAUGGCAGGCAGGGAUGGGUCAGCCAUCUUUCUUGAUUGCAUCCGACACAUAUCGAGAUCUUAUGCUGUUGGACCAAAACAGCAGCAAAAAAGAAAAAAACAAUUCAAAACGGAAGAAGUUAAAACAAUUGUUUAAACUGUCCAAAGAUUAA
Molecule: messenger RNA, 1362 nt
Organism: Penicillium hordei
Lineage: Eukaryota; Fungi; Ascomycota; Eurotiomycetes; Eurotiales; Aspergillaceae
Exons: 2
Coding region: 1-1362 (453 amino acids)
Source: RefSeq, a predicted model, not a curated record